This is a messenger RNA of Suricata suricatta (meerkat), 2208 nucleotides long. RefSeq names its product RAD51 paralog C (gene RAD51C). Gene Ontology annotation, cellular component: Rad51C-XRCC3 complex; replication fork; Rad51B-Rad51C-Rad51D-XRCC2 complex. Gene Ontology annotation, molecular function: crossover junction DNA endonuclease activity; ATP-dependent DNA damage sensor activity; four-way junction DNA binding. The transcript has 9 exons. The record is from RefSeq and is a predicted model, not a curated record. NCBI's taxonomy places the organism in Eukaryota, Metazoa, Chordata, Mammalia, Carnivora, Herpestidae. The coding region runs from base 93 to 1217 and encodes 374 amino acids. Gene Ontology annotation, biological process: meiotic DNA recombinase assembly; reciprocal meiotic recombination; DNA repair.
CGGACUACACGGGCGUGCCGGCGUGCGGAGUUGAAGCGGGGUUUAGCUGCUCUGGGUAUGCGCGACUGCGCGCGUAGGCGUCGGGCUUUGAAAUGCAGCGGGAUUUAUUGAGUUUCCCGCUGUCCCCAGCGGUGCGGGUGAAGUUGGUGUCUGCAGGUUUCCAAACUGCUGAGGAACUCCUAGAGAUGAAACCAUCCGAGCUCAGCAAAGAAGUUGGGAUUUCUAAAGAGGAAGCAUUAGAAACUCUGCAAAUUAUAAGAAGAGAAUGUCUCACAAAUAAACCAAGAUAUGCUGCUGCAGCUGAGUCAGGGAAGAAGUGUACAGCACUGGAACUUCUUGAGCAGGAGCAUACCCAGAGCUUCAUAAUUACCUUCUGUUCAGCACUAGAUAAUAUUCUUGGGGGUGGAAUACCCUUAACCAAAACAACAGAAAUUUGUGGAGUACCAGGUGUCGGAAAAACACAAUUAUGUCUGCAGUUGGCAGUAGAUGUGCAGAUACCAGAAUGUUUUGGAGGAGUGGAAGGUGAAGCAAUUUUUAUUGAUACUGAGGGAAGUUUUAUGGUUGAUAGAGUGGUAGACAUUGCUACUGCCUGCAUUGAGCACCUUCACCUUAUAGCAGGAACACAUAAUAUGGGAGAGGAGCACCCAAAAGUUUUGGAGGAUUUCACUCUUGAAAAUAUUCUUUCCCAUAUUUACUAUUUUCGUUGUCGUGACUACACAGAGCUAUUGGCACAAGUUUAUCUCCUUCCAGACUUCCUCUCAGAACAUUCAAAGGUUCGAUUAGUGGUAGUGGAUGGUAUUGCUUUUCCUUUUCGUCAUGACCUAGAUGACCUCUCCCUUCGUACUCGAUUACUAAAUGGCCUAGCCCAGCAAAUGAUCAGCCUUGCAAAUAACUACAGAUUAGCUGUACUCUUAACUAAUCAGAUGACAACAAAGAUUGAUAGAACUCAGGCCUUGCUGGUUCCUGCAUUAGGUGAAAGUUGGGGACAUGCUGCUACAAUACGGCUAAUCUUUCAUUGGGACCAAAAGCAAAGGUUGGCAACAUUGUGCAAAUCACCAAGCCAGAAGGAAUCUACAGUACUGUUUCAAAUCACACCUCAGGGAUUUAGAGAUGCUGUUGUUGCUCCUGCAUGUUCUUUGCAAUCAGAAGAUUCAUUGAAUUCCCGGAAACGGUCACGAGAAUCAGAGGAAGAACAGGAAUCCAAAGACCAGUCUUAAAGUAUACAUAUGUAUUGAUGCUGUGACGUGUAAUGUAUACAAAGUAGUAGACUCAUUACUUUAAAAUAUUAACACUAUGGGAUGUAUGAAUCAAGAGCAUAGGAAGUGAAUGUGAAAAACAUGUAAUGAGUAUGAUACUCUGAAUUUUUCAAAAGCAGUUUUACAAUUAUAUUUUGGCCCAUUUUCAUUUUUAGUAACAUUCAGCAGAGACGAUACAGGUAUUGUAUUUUUGCAGAUGUGGAAAGCUGAUCUCAUGUGGCCAAUCUGAAUCUACCAUUCAGACUGUUUUUUUCCUCUUUUGCUAAUUGCCUAGAAAACCCUAAGAAGAAAAUUUUUUUCACAUUCCUAUUUUGUUCUCUUCAAAUGUAGUUUUCAUAAUUCUUAGAAAUGAUUUGUUAUUAUAAUGAAAAGCCAGCACCAUGAGUCAGCAUAUUAUUGUAUUCGGUUUUAAUAGUAGGAUAUAAACUUUAGAUGACCAAUGUGAUCUAAGCCAUUUGUAUAUUUAAUGUUAUUUGAUAAUGUUAAGGGAAGGACUUUAGAGCUAUUACCCUAUCUAGAAAUUGUCUAGAAUAUACAUCUUCCAGAAUAGUCAAGUUGAUAAACUCACAGUUAUUUAUUUCUACAUUUUUUAAAUACGGUGUGAUCCAUUCUAGAAUUCUAGAUGUAUUGACAUUUUCCUUUGAAUAAUCUUAACACUGUUUGAAUAACUUAAAAAUUUGGAUUCUUGAAUGUUUUUAAAAUCAUCUAAAAAUGUUUUGGCACCUGAUUCUUCUUAGUACUUUUCAAUUCAUUCACAGAUUUACUGUGGUUCCCAACGGAAGAGAAUUAUUUAAAUAAUUGGAUACUAUAUACUGUGACAACCAUGUUCUCCACAUUUUAGUGGCAAUUGGCAUUUCCUCUCCCAGAGUGAACACUAAAUUUAUAAAAUUUAACAAAAAUUUUUUUUAGUGUUUUAUUUAUUUUUAAGAGACAGAGCAUGAGCAGGGGAAGG